AGACGGAUGGAGAAACAAUAUUUUACGAAUUCUUGGAUGAAUGCCUCCAUGGUGCUAUAUGGGAAUAUAUUUCCCAGCAUGCCAAAGAUCUUUCCAGAGAAAUGUAUUGUGCACUUAUUUCAAGCAAUCCUGGAAAAUACGUUUUGGAUAAUGAAACAACAGAAGUGUUAAGAAAAAAAUUGCUGAAGAAAAAUAAUGACCCUAACUGGACUGAGAUCUGUAAUCCAGUGGACAAUAUUUCAGUAGAUGUACUAACCUGCCAUGCAUACAAACUCACAAAAGCGAGAUAUACUUUGACGAAUAAAAUUCUGACAGAGUUUCACAAAGACGUUGUUAUUAAUUCAGUUUCUCAAAAAUUGCUAGACAUCUACUCAAAUGAUAUGGAGAAGAAAUUAAAGAAGCAAGAUUACAAAGAACUGAAACAAAAUCCACCACGAAUUGGCUUUUAAUCAAACGAAAAAUCUAAAACAAUAUUUAUUUUGUAAUACCUAACAAAAUGUUGUGCAAAUCAAUAACAUGAAACCUUAAGUUUUUAUAAAUUAUUCAACAAACUUAAA
Messenger RNA from Parasteatoda tepidariorum (common house spider), 557 nucleotides. RefSeq lists its product as uncharacterized. Lineage: Eukaryota; Metazoa; Arthropoda; Arachnida; Araneae; Theridiidae. The record is from RefSeq and is a predicted model, not a curated record.